Chara braunii is the source of this 1821-nucleotide messenger RNA. NCBI's taxonomy places the organism in Eukaryota, Viridiplantae, Streptophyta, Charophyceae, Charales, Characeae. The record is from the annotation of a GenBank genome assembly.
AGCCGAGGUGUUUGAUGAGCGAAGUAUUGAAACGACAAAGAAGAGUGUCACAGGCGUCAGAGCUAUCUAUCACCAACAAUGGGGCCAUUUUGACCGGUCAAGACGCCAGUCCAUAGCUAGCGGGUGGUACAGUGCAAGUCAUCUUGCUGUAAGGUGCCCCAGAAGAGAGAGCGAGCGAGCGAGCGAGUGAGAGAGAGAGAGAGAGAGAGAGAGAGAGAGAGAGAGAGAGAGAGAGAGAGAGAGAGAGAGAGAGAGAGAGAGUCUGAGAGAGAGAAUAUGGCGUUCAUGGCAAUGUACCAAUCGUCGUCGUACAGGCAGGAUGUGUUAUGGCCGGGAUGGGUGCCAUACAUUCUGCAUGCAUGUUCAAAGAGCUUUUUCGGGCAGUGCGAGAAACACGAGGGAGUGGUGGAGCACAGCGGAGAGCCCAAGCUCAAGUUUUUCUGCGUCGACUGCAGCAGCAGAAGGGGCAGUUUUGCGGACAGACUCCGAGGUGGUUAUUGCGAGGGGGAGGGGGAGGGGGAGUUCAUCCUCUGCAACAUUUGCCGCAAGGAGCACGCUUCCGGCCACAGAAUCCUGCAGAUUCGCAAAUCGUCCCUUCGAUUUGUUGUCCGCCUUGCAGAGCUUCAAGGUCUGUUAGACUUGACCGCCGUUCUUCCGUACACCAUCAACUCUGCCAAGGUCAUCUUUUUAGAGCGUCGUCCUCAAGAAAGACUGGGCAAGGGCCAAAAUGACCAGUGCGAAGGCUGUGGUCGUGGCAUUGCUCCGCUACCCUUUCGGUUCUGCUCCAUCGAGUGUAAGAUGAUCCGCAAUUGGGAUCUCAGACCGCAGGGCUGCGGCGCAGAUGGCAGAUCGAAGACAUCGCCAGCGACCCAGCUGCUGAGGCCAGCAGGGCGUACGACGACGAACGAGUCUGGGUAUGAUAACUCGCUGACCUCGGGAUCGACGGCUAUGGAGGACAUCAUCAGCUCUCCCAUGGACACAGACUCUUCCACUUCCAGCUGGCAUUCAUCGGAUAGCGACGAGCCUGGGUAUGCCACGUGGCCAGACAGCUCCAUGCCUACCGAUACGUCGUUUUCGAAGAUGAACCUGGGCAUGGGCAUGGGUUUGAUUCGUCCUCUAACAACGACACCUACCGCUUUGCGGCUGAACAGUGUCACGGUUGGCAGAGUGACAACUGGCAGAUCGACCACAGGCAGAGCGCUCUGUCACACACAGGCAAAGUUGCCGCUGAACAGUGUCACGGUUGGCAGAGUGACAACUGACCGAGUGACCACAGGCAUAGUGCUCUGUCACACACAGGCAAAGUUGCCGCUGAACAGUGUCACGGUUGGCAGAGUGACAACCGACCGAGUGACCACAGGCACAGUGCUCUGUCACACACAGGCAAAGUUGCGGCUGAACAGUGUCACGGUUGGCAGAGUGACAACUGGCAGAGUGACAACGGGCAUAGUGCUCUGUCGCACACAGGCAGCUUUGCGGCUGAACAGUGUCACGGUUGGCAGAGUGACAACUGGCAGAGUGACCACAGGCAUAGUGCUCUGUCGCACACAAGAAAAGUCGCCGCUGAACAGAGUCACGGUUGGCAGAGUGACAACUGGCAGAGUGUCAGGUGGCAGAGUGACAGGUGGCAGAGUGACAGGUGGUCAUCGUUCUAUGGUCAUGGCCGCCCUUGGCAGGAUCCGAAAGCAGAAAACAACACAGCUUCUGCUGACUUCUGCUGGAGGUAGCAGUGCGGCGAGAGUCAGCGUCAGAGUCAGGGGCUCUUCUUCGGUUAGUUGUUGCCUGUGCCUGUGAGCUUUUCGCUGCUUGCAAGCCUGCCGC